Andrographis paniculata is the source of this 2856-nucleotide messenger RNA. Its product is annotated as pentatricopeptide repeat-containing protein At1g13040, mitochondrial. The record is from RefSeq and is a predicted model, not a curated record. The coding region runs from base 290 to 1843 and encodes 517 amino acids. The transcript has 5 exons. NCBI's taxonomy places the organism in Eukaryota, Viridiplantae, Streptophyta, Magnoliopsida, Lamiales, Acanthaceae. Gene Ontology annotation, molecular function: protein binding.
UAAAGAAAAGCUCACGAACCUCCUCGUCUACGUCAGCCUUCGAUUUCAUUCCGGGUCUGUGUUGUGUCUGCGUCUAAUCGCCGUAGCCAAGUGAAGAAGACACACAGGCGAGACGGCGUACCAGGGAGCGUUGCAUUGCGUAGGCUUCGGGGCAUCAUCCAUCCAUUGUUUGGAGGUUUAACUAACCCCUUCACGCUUAUAAUUGUCCUGUCCUGUCCGCGCAUAUGAAUUGAGUUCGGAGUGGAGCAGCCUCCCCUCCCGUUUGCCGAUUGGGACCCCGCUUCGAUAAAUGUUCAGCGCUCUUGGCAGGCAACGCCUUAUAUAUCGUUCGCGCAUCGCCAGGUACGUGAAAGCAGGCCUCAUCGACAACGCAAUCCAAGUGUUCGACGAAAUGUCUAAGUCGGAAUGCAGGGUGUUUUCGAUUGACUACAAUAGAUUCCUCGGUGUCCUGAUAAAGAACCAGCGUUUGGAUUUAUCGGAGUAUUAUUACCAGUCCAUGAACGAGGAAGGUUUCACUUUGAGUUCGUUUACUUACUCAAGAUUUGUUUCCAAGUUGUGUCAAGUUAGGGACUUUGAGCUUAUUUUUACGCUUUUCGAAGAUAUGGAUAGACUAGGGACUGUACCUGAUAUUUGGGCAUUCAAUAUUUAUAUGAAUCUUCUGUGCAGCGAGAAUUUGGUGGAUGGAGCAUUGGAAGUUUUGAUUGUCAUGGAAGAAAAGGGCAGGGCGCCUGAUGUAGUUAGUUAUACGAUUAUUAUUAGUGGAUUGUGUAGAAUUGACCGCCAUGAGGAGGCCAUUGAAAUGUGGAAGUUGAUGAUCAAGAAAGGACACAGACCAGACAACAUGGCGUGUAGGGCACUUGUGCUAGGUCUAUGUGAUGUUGGGAAAGUUGAUUUGGCUUAUGAGCUCACAGUGGGGGAUAUGAGGGAGCAGGUUAAGUUUAAUGUGGUUAUUUAUAAUAUACUUAUAGAUGGGUUUUGUCGAGCCGGUAGGAUCGAUAAGGCACUGACAAUCAAGAAUUAUAUGAGGAGAAAUGGGUGUGCACCCGACUUGAUUACUCAUAAUGUGUUGUUGAACUAUUGCUGUAAUGCACUAAUGCUGGAUGAUGCCAAGAAGUUGAUUGAGAAGAUGGAGAGGAGUGGUGUGGGCCCUGAUGGUUACAGCUACAAUUUGCUUCUAAACGGUCUGUGCAAAGCGAAUAGAGUAGAUAAGGCAUAUAUGCUGUUGGUAGGCAAGAUGGAGAGGAAGGGAUUUGCAGAUGUUGUGUCCUAUAAUACAGUUUUAAAAGGCUUUUGCAAACAGGGUCACUCUAGACAGGCUUAUAAUGUCUUGGGAGAGAUGGAUAGGAAAGGCAUCAUGCCUGAUGUGGUGACAUUUACUAUUCUCAUAGAUGCAUUCCUUAAAGGAAGGAAUGUGGCUGUAGCAAAGAGCCUUCUUGACCGAAUGUCAAAGAUGAAUCUCUCGCCUGGACUUGAAUUGUACACAACCAUUAUCAACCAUAUGUGUAACACUGCCAGAAUAAAUACGGCCCAUGAUAUGUUUAAUGACAUGAUUGAGAAGGGAAUCAGCCCUGAUGUUGUGUCUUACAAUGCACUUAUAAACGGAUAUUGCAAGGCCAUCAAAACUAGUGAGGCGCUUCAUCUGUUGGAGGAAAUGCAAGCUAGAGGGGUUCCUGCCGAUAAAGAUACUUACAGAUUGAUUAUUCAUGGUCUCAUAAAAGAAAAGAAGCUGUCUUUGGCUUGUGGAGUUUGGGAUCAAAUGAUGGAGAAGGGAUUUACCCUAAAUAGUUAUUUGUCCGAGACUCUAAUUAAUGCCAUCAAUUCAAAACAAGUUCCCUCAGUUUAAACUCGGAUAAGUCUAUGCAAGAUGGCCUGCUAUGAUGGACUAUACCCACAAAUGAAAACUUCAAUAGUUAUUUAUCGACAAAUUGAUUUAGGCUGAUCCAUUGUAACAUGUUAUUUAAACAUGUCCUCUGUUGGUUAGUCACGUGAUGUUCUUGCAUUUAAAUAUGCCGCCUCCUGGACAGAGCUAGCAGGAUUGGAAAUUCGCUUCAUAUUACUUGUUAGAGGAAUGAACCUCUGACAAUUUCCUGAUGAAAAGAACGGCGUACUGACAGAAAACUCGAAGCAGCUUCCACUUGCUCAGAGACUGCAGGAGUUGUGUCUACACCCCUGUACCCCGGUUAUUGUGGGGGGAGUUUUCUCUUUUUCAGUUCUCCAUCGGGCAUUGAAUGUGUAUGUCCAUUCACUGAUCCUUGCUGUUCAAAAGUCCAGCUAAAUGAAGAUUUAACAGCAAUCUUAAUAUCCAGGGUGAUCUUGUUAACGGUGGGAUAGGCGAGGAGUAACAUUUGUGAAAGCAAGCCAAAGUCGGCAGCAACAGGUUGUUAGGUACGAUCAGAAGUUUAUUCAAAAGCAGUUGUAGGUUUCCACGCCAUAAAAAAAUGAUAAUAUAUUAUGCACUAGUGAUAAAAUGUCAAGGGUACUUAGUAGGCUGCCUGCAGAAACCCGAAUGGGUAACUUCCAUGCCUACGAAAUUUACAAAAGCUGCCUGCCAAUUGAAGGAAGAAGCAGAAGAAUAAGAAGAAGAAGAAGAGAAGGAGAAGCGGGAAGAAUAGCUUACUAAUUGGGGUGUGGAGUUUGGUUUAUGUGCCAAUCAAUCUAUGAUGGCAAUUGAGGCCUCUUUUAAGUUAAGUAAGAUGACAAGAUUGAACAAUAAUAAUCCCUCUUUGCACUAUUUUACUUGCUUAGCUCCAUUGUGAGUUUCGCUAUAUAAUAUUCAUAACUAAUAGGAAUUUUUAUUUUGUGACAAUCAUUUCUUAUUUUUAAUAUAAGUAUUAUCAUGUCCUAUAUAUUAUACAG